This is a messenger RNA of Moneuplotes crassus, 2493 nucleotides long. The record is from the annotation of a GenBank genome assembly. NCBI's taxonomy places the organism in Eukaryota, Ciliophora, Spirotrichea, Euplotida, Euplotidae.
AUGGAAGAAGUUAAUAAUAUUUUGAACAAAAGGUAUAUGAAAAAGAACAUAACCGGCAAGAUUGAAUGUAAAAAAGUUCCCCUCAAUAAAAUCCAAAGAAGGAGAAAAGAAAGAAGUAACCACACAGGUCUCUUCCAAUCCCCUCCCUUUCCCACUGCUAGAUCACGUCCUACCUCCCCUCUACCUGCCCAGAACUUUACUUCCAUGAACCCCUCCACUUCAAAAGACCUGCCUAUGCUAAACACUCCUCGUGAAAACCUAGUCGUGGCCAAUAACAUCAACAUAACUCUUCAGCUGGAUUCAAGAGUGGGUUCUCCCAGGAAGAAAUUUAAGCCAAGGAAUAGACAAACAGGACUAAAAUAGAAGAUACCAAUAUUCAACAGCUAGAGAGAAAAAGAGUCAUGAAAUUAUGUCAGAAAAUCAAACUCCGAGGAAUUUUAUAGAUCACUCAAUCCCUAGUGUUAAACUUAGAAAUGCGAGCCUGAAUAACACUUUUGGUAAAAAAAAAUCUCCAGCUCCUCACGAUCUCAUAAACAUGCCGCAGAUUAAGAAAUAUAAUGGGAAUUUACAUUUCGACCCAACUCAAUGAAAUCUUUUUGAAACAAAGAAAUAUAUCAAGAAUCUUGAGAAGAAGCCUCGUAGAGCUUAUGGAAAAGGGCCUGCCUUUAAAACUAUGUGUGAAAUGAGUAAUAAUGACCUUGGAGUUUCAGAAGAAAGCGUGCAACAUCUCAAGGAUCAGGUUAACCAUGCUAUGAAUAUUUUGGAUAGCAAUCUUGAAGAUCUUCUACCACAAAGAUCCUCAUUUACACCAAUAGAACUGAUAGAAUUUUUAAGAAGCACCUUUUUAUUGACCAAGAGUGAUUCAAUGAAGUUAUGUAACUAUUUCAGAGAAAACAAUGGAACACCAAUGUCUAAAACUGGGAUGAACAAGGGUCAAAUAUGAGCUAAAAUAAGGCAAUUUGCUGGAGAUUGCCAGAAAAUACCUAAAGACCUCUCUAAGAUCUUGAACCAAACAGUAAAAAUAAAGAAAGCUCAAAAGAGUCUUAUCGAAGACUUCAAACAGCUUUGUGAAAAGAACUUUAUCUACCCAUUAGAAGUUGUGGGUAUCUUUCAAAAGCACAAAGUGAUUGCAGAUUACAAAAUGCUGGGGAUCAUCUUGCUGCAAAAGAGUAGCUCAAUUCAUCAAAUCAAGCCUGAGGUCAUUGAAAAAGACUUGAUCCCCUGCUUACGACUAACAGGGACCACAAAGAAAAUAACUUUCAAAGAUCUAAAGCGGUCAGACUCUGAGUUGAAGAAAAAAUUCUCGAGCCAAAAUAAAGAAAUGGUGACACUGAAAAGGAGUCAAGAUGAUACUUCCUACAAUAUUAGUAUUGCAGAUCUGACUGAAAUAACAAAAGCCUCUCUGAUAAAACUAGCAGAUGCCUUUUUCGCAAAGAACUUAUCUCUUCUGGAUAUUUGCCAUGGAGAUGUAUUUGAUAAAGUUAUCGAUGGGAAAGAGUACCAGAUCAUCAAGAGAAAGGAACUUAUUAGCAGUUUUCAAAAAUUAGGGAUAGUUUUUAGCAUUCCUGAGUAUCUGUCAAUUAAAGAAUUCUUUUCUCCUACUAUUCAGGAUUUUGUAGAUCUGAAUAAAUUGCAUACAUUUUUGGAACAGUUUGGGAUUAAGGAGGAUAAGCCUGAGUCUACAAAGCAUCUCAAUUUCGACAUACUUGAGCCUUGUGACAUUAGAGUUUUCAACAGGAUCAUCAACCAUAUCGAGUUUCACAAACUCAAUAGCUCUCAAGACAUGCUGAAUCCUGAAGAUGUGUCACGAAUUCACUGUGUGACUUCCACCAAAGAAGCACACUUAGAAGUUGUAAGGUUCACAAAUCUGGAGAAAGAACUACGUAAAGUGAGGAUAUUACACCCCCAUGAAGAGUUAAGUGAAUCAAUGGUGCAAUUUUUGGAGAUAUCUGCAGACCAUUCAGAGCUAUGAAUGCUCAGGAAGUUAUCAAAAGCAAUCAGACUUAUAUCUGAGUCAAAUUAUUACAGAUACUAUGGAACAAAGAUGAGAGUAUUCAGACCCGAUCCUCCUAAAGAAAGUGAAAAACCAUCUGAUAACAUCUAUGAAAAAUAAGGAAAGUGACUCGAACUCAAAGAAUGUCUUUCAUCAACAUUUAAAGAAAAGAGUGGACGAGAUUGCUACUGGCAUUAUGAGUGGUGUAAUUUCAAUAAAUAAAAAGCAAGAAAAUCUUACUCAAUCAAACACAAACAUAACGUUCAAGUCCAAUUUAAAAACAACUAAGAAAUCCACAUUCUCUAGGCUCCAAAGUCCUCCUAACCACCAAAAUAUUCAAAAUUCCCCUUCCAGAGCUCAAAAUCAAGAAAUCAAAAAUCCCUUGAAAACUUCACAAGAAUCCUUUCACAUUGAAGAUGAGAUUCAAAGUCCUGGAAAUCGCUGAAAUAAGCUAGAUAAAGAGCUUUUAAGAAAACAUUUCGGUCUCUAAUGCCUAAAAU